Molecule: messenger RNA, 1275 nt
Organism: Diplodia corticola
Lineage: Eukaryota; Fungi; Ascomycota; Dothideomycetes; Botryosphaeriales; Botryosphaeriaceae
Product: sas10 utp3 c1d family protein
Exons: 1
Coding region: 1-1275 (424 amino acids)
Biological process (GO): maturation of SSU-rRNA from tricistronic rRNA transcript (SSU-rRNA, 5.8S rRNA, LSU-rRNA)
Cellular component (GO): small-subunit processome; nucleolus
Source: RefSeq, a predicted model, not a curated record
AUGGCCGCCGCAAAACUCGACACAUCCCUCCCGUCGCUGCUGUCGAACCUCACGGCGUCGCUCACCUCCGCCGCCGAACCGGUGCCCUCCCUCAACAACAACAGCGCGGAUGGCGACGACGACAAUGACGCGUCCUCCUUCUCGCCGCUCCUGCCCAAAGACGGCAUCUCGCUGCUAGACGUCAAAAACGAGCUGCUGCUGUCGUACCUGCAGAACCUGGUCUUCCUGAUCCUGCUGAAGCUGCGGAACAACAAGGCGACGUCCGACAGCGGCAACAAAGACGAGGGGGACAAGGAGAAUGUCGAAGACGUCGUCAAGAAGCUGUGCGAGCUCCGGCUGUACCUGGAGAAGGGCGCGCGGCCGCUCGAGGGCAAGCUCAAGUACCAGAUCGACAAGGUGGUGCGGGCGGCAGACGACGCGGCGAGGGCGGAGGAGGAGGCGCUCAAGAAGUCGAAGUCGUCGUCGUCGUCGACGGGCAAGAAGAAGAAGACGGCGGCGGAGGACGACGGCAGCGGCAGCGACUCCGACGCAGCCUCAGACUCGGCCUCCGACUCCGACCCCGCCGCCUCGGCCUCCGACAUCGACGAGCUCGCCUACCGCCCCAACCCCCUCGGCUUCGCGCGCCGCAACGGCGGCAGCAGCAGCAGCGCCCGAAACAACGACGCCGCCGGCUCCGCCGCCGACAAGCAGAGUCGCCGCAAGAAGGGCGAGGACGACGCUUCGGCGAUCUACCGCCCCCCCCGCAUCACCGCCACCUCCAUGCCCUCCGACCUCCCCCGCCACGGCAGAGAAAAACAACAAGAAGACGACCGCCGCCACCCCCGCCGCGCCGGCGCCAUCGACGACUUCGUCGCCGAGCACCUCUCGGCCGCGCCCGUCGCGCAGCCCAGCAUCGGCUCCAACGUCGUCGACGGCGGGCGGCGCGUCGCGUCGGCGCGCGACCGCGCCGCCGAGGCCGAGCGCCGCGCGUACGAGGAGACGAAUUUCGUGCGCCUGCCCGCGGUCGGGAAGAAGGAGCGGGCGAAGGCGAAGGCGGCGCGGGAUCGCGGUCGCAGCGAGUAUGGUGGGGAGGAGUGGCGGGAGUUGGGGGCGGGGGUGGAGAGGAUCGAUCGGCUUACGAGGAAGGGGGGGGAGAGGGGGGGGUCGACGAGGGGGGCGUUGGAGAGGAGUAGGAAGAGGGCGGUGGAGGAUGGGCCGAGGGGGGAUGGUGGCGGUGGGGCGGAGGCGGGGGCUAUGUUUGCGAAGAGGAGGAAGGUGGUGAAUAGGAGGAGGUAG